UCGGAUUAGGUGACUAUGGGUUAACGGAUCUCUCCGCCCUGCAUGGGACAAGUCUUCGGCGCAGUACUUUUACUUUCUGCUGAAAACGCUGUUUUACGUUGUUGUUGAUUUUUAAAGAAAAAUACCCAGACCCCAACUAGUCUUCUGUGUGCUCUCGAAAUAUAUAAGUUUGAAAAAGCGUGCUUUCGCUUUCGGAAGGAGAAACGGGAAAUUGAACUUCGAGGGACAUUUUUACUGGUCAUCUGUGCAACAUUGCAACAUCAUUUCAUCUGCGAAAAUGAUUAACGGUUUGAUUGAAUCAAGGCGUAACUUCUUCUUCUUUUUUUUUUUUUUUCCAAGCAGUGCAGUCUAUUUAAAAGCAAAGAUUUAAAAACUGUGUGCAUGUAGGCUGUCGUGGGCGAUAUAAGUGACUUUUUUGUUUGUUUGUUAUGCCGGCGUACCGUGUGCCAGCCUGCACUCCACCCCGCGGACAGUGCCCUGGGCUCGGGGGUUAGAUGGUGCUGAUCACGGACGACAGGGAUGGAGGAAGUGCCUCGUCGCUGCGCGUCAAACAGCUGCAGCAGCAGAAAAAAGUUGGGGGGAACUUCGGCCAUGUCCACCCGACGAUAACCGAGGAACCCCUGUCCAACUCCGAGGAGGACUACCUGGGGUCCUGCGAAGAGGACGGUGACGACGAAGACGGGAGCGAGGAAGACAGCGAUGAGUUCGAGGAGGUUGACUUUGAGGACUUGGAGGACUGUCGGAGCAUCGCCUCGGACGACUCUUUCUAUCCUCCGGAUGAUGUGUUCGCGGACUCGGAGCGCUCCCCGUCUCCGGAGAGCCCGGAGCCGCUGUCCUUUUUCAAGGCGUGCUGCACUAACAACGCGGCGAUUGUCCGGAUAAUGAUACGACAUGGUGUGAAGGAAGAGGAGAUCAAGGAGACUGACAGGAAUAACCGGAUAGGGCUGCUGGUGGCAUGUUACCAAGGAUUCGUGGACGUCGUCAUAGCGCUGUCUCAGUGUCCGUACCUGGACGUAAACUGGCAGGACAGCGAGGGAAACACGGCUCUCAUCACCGCAGCGCAAGCAGGCCACAUAACAAUCACCAACUAUUUGCUGAACUACUACUCUGGGCUGGACAUAGAGAGAAGAAAUUGUCAUGGCUUUACUGCCCUGAUGAAAGCUUCCAUGCAGGGCAGGGUGGAGUGUGUGCGCUCGCUCAUGAUGGCAGGAGCUUCCCUGAAUGCAAGGGACUUUGGUCGGAACCUGACUGCCAGGGAAUGGGCCUUGUUUACGGGUCGUUAUGAAACCGCCUGGUUGAUGACACGUCUUAUGGAGCGGCCCUAUCCCUUCCAGUACCGUGAUACAUACAGUCUAGAGUGGCCACCACUGGCGUCCCUGGUAGCCAGAGCCCAGGAACCCCGUGGCUGUCUGAAGCGCCUCUCAGACACUGUGCGCAACGUCUUCAACAUCGCAAAUGUCACCAACCCCGAGGAUGAAGGUGUUAUCGACCACCUGGUGUCUGUUACUACUGCCAUGAGAAGCCCUUUUAUUGCUGUGGCGUGUCGCACCGUGUGUCCCGACAGUCCUCCAAGUGUGGGCAAACGUCGCUACGCAGUCCCAGAGAUUGUCCGCAAGCAGCGUGCCAAAGAGCUCCUGUGCGCCAACCCCGACAGGGUGGACAGCCACCGCAAACUUUUCCAAAACUCACGGGUCACCCUGGUGGCAAAGAACUCAGAGGACCGCCGGUCGAGCCUUCAAGUCCAUAGAGUGGUGCCUCGACACAGGAGCUCCAGCCUGGGCAUGGUCUCUCACACGCAGGCCCUGGAGUUGCGGAGAACCAGCCUGCUGCCACUGCACAUGGUGCUGAGGAGGAGCAGCGUCAGGCCAGGGUUAAGCAUCCCCAAGGUGAGGAUUUCAAAGGCCCCCUCUACCACCUAUGAACCGGAACCGGUUAGGAGGAAAAGCAGCGCCAAAGACGGAGGGGGGAACCUGCUGCAGAUCCCCAAGUGGCGCUACAAGGAGCUGAAAGAAGAGAGAAGGAAGGCUGAGGAAGCGGAGAGAAAAAGGCUGGAGGCUGUUACUAGGAGACACAUCGCAGCUGGGAAAAGGAAAUAAUACAAUUACCUCAGGGAAGCUUCUUUUCAAUCCUCACAACAACAACACCUGGACAGGUCAUGAAGCUAGAAAGAUUUGGAUGGAAUAUUUUGAACAAACACAUUAUACAUAGAGACACUUUACUUAAACACUACUUUGAGAGCUUUAUUGUGGCCAGAGACUCACCCAGCAGACCUGGUACAUUAACUUGUGCUUAGAUAAUUUAUUUUGUAAUAUUUAUUGCUUUCAAAUGGACGGCCAACACUUUGUUUUGAUGAGUUGUUGAGUUGUCGCAUCAGCAAUGCACUUUUAGUUUUUAGCCUCUAGAACAAAUUACAUGAAGAGACAUUCAAUCCUACCGCAGAAACACGUUCAUCUCUUCCUGCCUCGAAAGAGGAAUCACCUGGAUGGCAAUAUUCUGGAAGCAUGUCUUUGAAACAUUUACGGAUAAGCGUCUUGUGUCGGCUGAGAAAUUUAAACACAAAUACAAGGACCUAAAUGCAUUUGCAGGAUAUAUAUAUAUAUUUUUAGAAUGCUUAUUGCUUUAAAGCCUUAGUCUGAAUGUAUUUUGAAUACAUACAUAUAUAUUUUGUACUAGAGAUAUGAUUGCUUUUGAAGGUAUUUUUAUUCAAUGCGGACAUUGUUUUGCAUACGUGUUUUCUAGAGUCCAAGGCAGAAUUAUUGGAAAAAAAACUUUAAAGCAAUAAAAUCAGAUAAAACAUUCAAAUAUUCACCACAUGUUUACAAGACAAAACCAAAUUUAUGUUUCAGAUAAACUAUUAUGCAAUGAGAGAUAUGUGACGUUGGGGUAUGCAGGGUAUGGAUGAUGUGAAAUAAACAUUUUUUGCUCACCAUGAUUGAAUCAAAUGUGUUGCAAUUGAAAGUAAGAAACCUUUUAUGUCAACAGCAGUGCUGUUUUGCCUACUUAUAGAUAGUUAAACAGAACUUAAUCACAAUACAGAGAGUGUCAAAAAAGUAACAUACAGUCAUUAUGGACAUGACUGUGAAGUUAUCUAAAUUAGUUCAGAUACACUUGACCUUCAGGCUUGUUCCAUCAUUUUUCCAUUUGGCUUAAUACAAGAGUUUAAAAAGCUCAUUUUAGCCUGCUUUAUCUAUUUCAGAUCAGUUCACUGUUUUGGAUCAUUGAACUGUUGAAACAACCAGAUGUAUUCCAAUUUCAAUCUGAUUGCACCUCUCUGACUCAGUUGAUGUAAAGUUGAAGAAUUAGUCCAGCUUUUUCAUAAGUCCACCUUUAGCAUGAUGAUACCACCACUAUGCUUAACUGUUGGUACACAGUUAUUACAUAGUUCUUUUUUUAAAGUUUAACCUCUGUUGAACCAUCUUUCUGUUAUUGUGUCCAAUCAGCUGAACUGUCCAUCCUGACCAUAACCUGACCAUUUUUCUCCAGAUUUGGCUAGUCCAUGUGAGUAGCAACAUAAAAAAUGUUUUGUUCUGCAGCCUUUCAGUGUUGUUGUAAAACCUGAACACCAUUCUGCAUACUUAUGAACUAUGCUAAAGAUGGCAUCCGGACCAGAAAACUAAGCAAUUUUAAUAAGCUCUAUCAUUUGUUACAAGAAGAGUGGUCAAAUAUCCAGCUAGACUCAUGCCAGGACCUUCAGUAAAAGCCAGCUUUCUACUCACUGUGCUAAAUGGCAUUUAAACCAAGUACGUAUCUGUUAGAGCCAACAUGUAAAAUUCUGGAAAUGUUGAAAUUAUCUAAAAUUAGCAGCCGAGUCUUUGUUAGUAUCAACCUGAGCCGUUUCUGACAAAUUGAGCUUCUGAUUUAAACCAGACAAGCCAUUGAACCGCAUGAGGUCACUUUGCUGCUUGAACUUUAAAACAGUUAGAAUAAUGGGGCAAAAAUAAGCUUGAUUUAAGCACACAGAGCUGCAAUAUAACAUCGGCUGGAAUUCUGAGAGCACAAUUUCACGGUCCUUACUCCUCACGGCGAUUGCGGUUUAAGUGCCAUCCAAGAGUGUGUGUCUAAUAUACAUGGUGAUGAGUUGCUAAGGGGUUACAAGGGUUCUGCACGGCCAAACGUUUUCAUCAAACAAAAUUCAUUGAAUUCAGAGUGGCAAUGUGCUUAGACACUGCCCAAAGGAAAUCAGCUGAACAAGACAAAAGAUGAGCAGACAGCACAUUUCAGGAUUAACGAAAUCCAUAAAAGUAAUGCUGUGUGCUGAAAUAUACACUCUGUGCUACUGUGGACGGUAAUCACAAGUUAUUUUGACAUGCAGAACUUCAACUGACGGUGAACUAAAGCGACAUUCAUUUGCAGAUGAACUCUGAUACGCUUAUUGUUAUUUCAUCUGGCUUUACCGUGACUUCCACUUUUUAUUUAGUAUAAUGCAGAGAAAUAAACUGAUUCACACGUUAGUGAGCGAGACAAAACCUAUUAGCCGCUGAAUGCAUUGGAUAAUAUUUAGGUCAUCGUGUCUCAAACAGCUGUUGGCUUAGAUUCCAGCCUGGGAUUAUAAAGCGUCACUGGCUUGGUCAGCAAUCCAUCUCUAGCCCUCCGUGCAGCCCCUCCUCUUAUUCCCACUCUCCCACUUUAACCCAAAUCUCUCAGUGAAAUUUAGAUGCAGCAAAAUAACCUUCCUGUCAGUGUGUGACAGCUGUUAUGUCACACUGUGGUGAUUCAGGCUGUGACCUGAUUUUACUGUGGUUGGACACAAACUGAUCGCUUUUGUCCAGGCUUCAAAACUCAGAGGGGGAAUCCUUUGCUAGCGCCCUCUGCUGGGUUGUAUAUAUAUAUAUAUAUGUAUAUAUAUAUAUAUAAUUUUAUUAUUCUUAAAGGAGAAUCACAAAUGCCUUUUAAAUGUAUUCAUACUAUUUCAAUUGUCCCAUGUCUUGCCAUGUUGUGUGAUAAACCAACACAACAUUGUGCAUAAUUGUCCAGACACAAAUCCACUUGGAAGACUAGAGAAUAGAGUUUUUUUCAAGUAUUUCUGAUCCAAAGUGACUCAACUUGUGCAUUUUUAAAAAUUCAGACAUACAUUUUAGUUUCUAGAUGUGCAGAACUGGUAGAGAGAGAGAGAGAGAGAGAGAACCAGGACAUGACUUAAAGCUGUAAUAACAGGGAAACAUAGCUCUACAAAAUAUUGUUUCAUGGGGACAGAAAGCAACACACAAUCUAAGCCACAUUUCUGAGAUUUACAUUUGUAAAAUACAUUGUGUAUCCUUUGCUUUUUACUUUGUAAGCACACCAUUUUGUGUUGCUUUCUCGGAUAAAAAAUCCCAAAUGAAGUUUGUGGUAAUAAACUGAUAAAAUGAAAGAAGUCAUGUGGUAUGAAUAAUUUCACAAGGAGCUGUUGUGCGUCUAUCAGAAAGGCUGAUUUCAAAUAACUAUUUUUGAACCAAGCAUUUUCUUUGCUUAUAUACAACGAUUGCUGUCAGUUUCAAUCAAAUUAUAAAGAAUAAUGUAAACAUUCUUGUCUAAUUUUGAUAAACAUUUGAUGACUACAGAAAACAGAGAGAUGAUAAUAUAAAUCCACUGAGUUUAAUUAAAAAACAGUGAUGGAAGAGUGUUGAUUAAAUGUAGACUACCCAAUAAGAUAGCUUUCUUGUAAAAAAAAAAAAAAAAAAAGUAAAUUCUGCUUAUACUUGUAUUCAUUAUUAUUUAACCAAUUUUUUUUCUUUUAGCACAAACCGUAUUCGUUACAUCAAUCUGCCGAGGUUGCGAGGGUUGAAUAAUUGCUGCGAUGCAAUCAAAAAUGAAGUAGAUCUUUCCUAAUGAACAGUAUGAAUAAAUGAUUGUCUUAACAUUGCAAUCAGCAUGAAAAAUAGCAGAUUUAAAUUGUGUGCAUUGAGGGAAAUGUAGGCUGUGCUGAUAAAAAAAAAAAUGUGAAGGACACUUGGAUGAGUGCAGCUCUGAAAAGAAAAUCUUUCCCUUUGAGUUUUUUAAAAAUAAAUAAAAAAAUCCAACCUUGCACCUUCAUGAGCUAGUGCUGCAGCACUGGCCCGAAGCUGGGGAUAACACCGUGUCAGAUGGUUCUGGUUAAACUGGAGGCAAAAUGUCAUGAUAACUCUGACAUUUUAUCCCAGGUGCGUUAUCAAAGUAUCCACAAGCAAGAAAAAGUAAAAAUAAAAUAUGUGGAUCCGAGUGAAUAUCUUUGCUUCCACCUCUGCCAGCUGAUUGAGUAAACCCAAGCGCUGGUGGACAGAUUCCUGUCCAGAGAAGAGCAGCCUGGCCUGGCUGAAGCCAGUUUUAAUGUUCCUCAGGAACACAUGGCCAACAGUUGGUGAUGUAGACUCUGGACUAAUGUGAAAAAGUGGCUCUAAAUGAAAAUGACUCGGUGCUGAGGCUAACUUGAAUUACAUUUUGAGUUUGUAGCUUUUUCUUAAUAUUUUUUAAAGAGUCAGAAGGAAAAACUGACAUAACCUGCUUUCUUUGCUGACAAAUUUGUAAACAAUUUCAGCGGACAAAGACCUUAUAUUUAUUUGCACAAUUAAAUUCAAAUAUUCUGGGAGGACUUCAGGACCUUUCUAUAGUAUGAAUGUAAAUGUUAAGCCUGGUAAAAAAAACAACAAAAAAGCCCCUUGUUAUACACUUCACUUUGUACAGAGAGUCUGGAACCUCAGUUAUAGAGAAAUGAUUCCUUCCUGGAGGUGUGAAUUCUAUUUAAAUUUUACAUUUUACCCAGUCGCUAAUGUUUAGCCGUGCCGUAUUUAAUGCACCAGUUCAAGACUAUGAAGCUUACCCAAAAUUGUCUGCGACAUAAACAACCAUCUCUCACUGUGAAGAGAGAAGUGCCCAGCUGAACGAGACGGCUGUUAAUAUUAAUUCAUUAUUUGGAAGAGUGACCAAGAACGCUUAGCUCACUUUCUCCGCUGCCAUUGUGAAAACUACUACGAUUCUUAAACAGCACAGAAAAUAAAUGUCAUCAUUCACAGCUUCUUCUGUUCACUGAUCGGUCCGGUUGACAUUCUACCUGAGAAAUCCAGGUGAACGACAGAAAGCCCAGACGGAGCACUGAAGUGAGGCUCGUUGUUUUGUGCACAGGGCGAUUUCUGUAAUGCGGAGCAUACAUCUUUGCAUGCCUGUCGUCGUCCGACUCUUUUCUUCCAGUCAGCGUAAUAAGGUCUGGCAGAGGACGAGACAGUCAAGGAGAUUGGGUCUGCUUUAUUGGGGAGCUUCAGUGUGCAGAUCGAGGCUCGCCCCUCCCCCCCCCAGCCUGCACUGACUGCUUUAUUGGCCUAACAUAAGCUGACAGAACACCUGGUUGCAGAUGCUUGUGUAAAGAUGGAUUACAUGCACCAACACCUGGUGCACACUUUAUGUGUGUGCGUGUGUGUGUGUAUGGAGGGGAAAACAGCUCCAGGAGAGAUGAUUCUGUUUCAUUUCACAGCGCCACCUGAGCCCUUAUCCCCCAGUGCAGAGCGCUAAUUCACCACAGGACGCCCUGAUGCUCCAGGUGAGAAACCUGAGAUGAUGCAUCAAGUCGGAUGAGGUGGAGUUUUUCCUCAAGACCAAAUGCCCCAACUUUAUCCAACUGGAAAUUUUGUAAUGUGCUAAACAUCUGUGGCCUGAAUUGUGAAAAGUUUUCCCCAUGUUGCAGAUGAAUAAAAACCAGCUGAAGGUUUCAUUCAAGAUCUUCCAAACCUUUAUUUACUACGACAACCACACCUAACACCCAAGUCCACUUCAAUGACUCAAGAUUUUGACAUUUAAAGUGAUUCACUUAAAAAAAAA
Messenger RNA from Xiphophorus couchianus (Monterrey platyfish), 7767 nucleotides. RefSeq names its product ankyrin repeat domain 33ba (gene ankrd33ba). The transcript is spliced from 6 exons. The coding region runs from base 495 to 2096 and encodes 533 amino acids. Gene Ontology annotation, molecular function: protein binding. Lineage: Eukaryota; Metazoa; Chordata; Actinopteri; Cyprinodontiformes; Poeciliidae. The record is from RefSeq and is a predicted model, not a curated record.